CACGUGACGGUUGGCAGCAGCUGCUCUUCCUCAGCAGCCGCCACUUGCUACACGACUCGCGAGUCGCGUCUUCGCGUUGUUUGUUGUCUUGUAUAUUUUUUUUUUUUUUUGGAAAUGUUUACCAAUUGGCUAACUGGCAGCAGCGGCAGCGGCAGCAACGGCAACGGCAACGUCAAUAGCCGCCUGUCGAAUGCCGCUGCCACAAGCUGCAGCAACAUGCCGCUUGGCGUUGGCGGCGUCAUGUCCACGCCGCCGGAUGUUAUACUCGAGGUGGGUCCAGCGCCGAGCAGCGUACGCUUUGUGGCACACGCUCUGGUGCUGGGCAUGCACAGCGGCUAUUUGCGCUCGGCCAUACGCAUGGAUGAGGCAACAGUUGCAGCCGCAGCUGCAGCAGCAGCAGCAACACCAACAGCAAGUGCAACUGUUGCUGCUGCUGCUGCCGCGGCUGCUGCUGCUGCUGCUGCUGGCGGUGAAUUGCUGCUGUAUCUGGGCAAUGUGACAGCGGAACAGUUUGCGCCGCUUUUGACAUACAUGUACACCGGCUACUUGGAUCUGAAUGUGGACAACAUAUUUGCCGUGUUGCUGGCGACGCAUGUGCUGCAUAUGCCGCGCGCCCUGGAGAUUUGUCGCGCAUUUUUGGCGCGCGCCCAAACCGAAGGCUAUCUGAGCGGCAAUCCAGCCAAUCCGCACCAGCUACAGCUGGCGGCCAGUGGCGCCGCCUCCAAGAUCAUCAGACCCAUACCAAGCAAAGCGACAUUGCCCAAUUUUGGCUUUCUGCCAGCGCCGCCGCCGCCGCCGCCAACAAUUGCUGCUGCAGCCUACAUGCAACAGCCUGUGGCAGCAGCUGAACAGUUGCAAUUGACAGAGUCGGAACAGCAGCAGCAGCAGCUGGAGAAGCAGAAGAAGAUAGAGGAGACAGAGGCGGAGGAGGAGGAGGAUGUGGAGGUGUUUAUCGAUAGCAAUACGGCCAGCGACAAUGAACUGGACACGGAGGAUUGUAAUGUGUCCGUCGUAAGCAGCCUGGCGAGCAGCAGCGCCGCCAGCAGCCUGAACAUUGAGCGUGUGGAAAGCAAAAAGCAAGCAACGCCGCCGCCGCCGCCGCCAGCGCCACCAGCAGCAGCAGCAGCAGCAACUGUUGCCAACAAGCUGCGACGCGGCGGCAACAGCGCACGCAAAAGCUCAACCAAACGCGGCAGCAGCAACAACAACAGCAACAACAACAGCAGCAACAACAACAACAACAACAACAGCAGCAACAGCGGCAGCGGCAACAAUCGUGGACAGCAGCUGGCCAAGACGCCGCUGCCGAGCGUGCAACUGGAGACGGCAACACCGGCCACCAAAUUCAUCAUCGAUGUGGCCAGCUGCGAUGGACCCGUGCGCUUUCGCCGCAUACUCAACACGGCGUACGGCCAUAAGCCGGACAACAGCUGCCUUGAGGCAGCUGGCGGCGGCGGCGAGCAGCGCACACAACAGAGCGUCAGCUAUUCGUUUCACCAACAAAUGGCGCGGGCCAUCAGCAGCCAGCAGCGGCAGCAGCAGCAGGAGGCGAACGAGAACAGCGGCGAUGUGGCAGCAGCAGCAGCAGCAGCAACAACUGCAACAGCAGCAGCAACAACUGGAGCAGCAGCAGCAACAUCUGCAACACCAGCAACACAUCGCAAGCAAACGCAUGCGGAGCUAUUCGUAUGCGUUUACUGCAAACAUACGUUCAAAUCGCAAUAUUGCUAUCAGAAGCACGCCAAGCGGCAUCUCAAUCCGCUCAGCUUGGACAAGAAGUUGGCGGCGACAACGACGGAGCUCAGCAGCAGCAGCCGCGAAUUGCUGGGCCAAACAACAACAACAGCUGCAACAACAGCAGCAGCAGCAGCAGCAACAACAGCAGCAGCAGCAGCAGCAGCAACAACAGCAGCUGCAGCGGCAACAGUUGCUGCGGGCGCAGAUGCCACAUUGUCGGCAGCAGCCUUGCUGCGACGCGAGGUGCGUCCGCUGGACAUGAACGUGCAAUAUUAUCCGUGCAAGACGUGCGGCAGCAAGUUUCCCAGCUACUAUUUUGUGCACAAGCAUCGCAAGCUCUGUCAUGCCGAUGAGCUGGACAACAGCAGCAACAGCAACAACAACAACAACAACAACAACAACAGCUCGACUAGCAGCAGCAGCGGCGGCAGCAGCAACAGCAGCGCCGCAAAACGUGAGGCAACAACUGCAACGGAUGCCUUGGAGGCAGCGCCCUAAACUAAUGCAACAAGGCAAAACAAAACAAAACAACUAAUCGAUUAAUUAUCGAAUUAAGCACGCAAUUAAAUGCACGCACACUCACACAUACCAAAGCACAACCUUUUUUUUUUUGUG
Drosophila virilis is the source of this 2352-nucleotide messenger RNA. RefSeq lists its product as uncharacterized. The record is from RefSeq and is a predicted model, not a curated record. Gene Ontology annotation, molecular function: DNA-binding transcription factor activity, RNA polymerase II-specific; RNA polymerase II cis-regulatory region sequence-specific DNA binding; protein binding. Lineage: Eukaryota; Metazoa; Arthropoda; Insecta; Diptera; Drosophilidae. Gene Ontology annotation, biological process: regulation of transcription by RNA polymerase II.